Molecule: messenger RNA, 6011 nt
Organism: Otolemur garnettii (small-eared galago)
Lineage: Eukaryota; Metazoa; Chordata; Mammalia; Primates; Galagidae
Gene: OTOF
Product: otoferlin
Exons: 49
Coding region: 1-5979 (1992 amino acids)
Biological process (GO): synaptic vesicle priming; plasma membrane organization
Cellular component (GO): synaptic vesicle membrane; presynaptic active zone membrane
Molecular function (GO): calcium ion binding; AP-2 adaptor complex binding
Source: RefSeq, a predicted model, not a curated record
AUGGCCCUGUUCGUCCACCUCAAGACAGUCUUGGAGCUGCGGGGCAAGGGCGACCGCAUCGCCAAAGUGACUUUCCGAGGGCAAUCCUUCUACUCCCGGGUCCUGGAGAACUGUGAGGAUGUGGCUGACUUCAAUGAGGCCCACACUGGCCUCAAGUCCUGGGCCACCAGCAUGCUCACAGCCUCUCAUCUCUGGUUGCUUCCUGAGGAGGUGGUGGUGGGAGGGCUAAUCGGGACCUUCCGAAUGGUGCUGCAGAAGGUGGUGGAGGAGAGCCAUGUGGAGGUGACUGACACCCUGAUUGAUGACAAUAAUGCUAUCAUCAAGACCAGCCUGUGCGUGGAGGUCCGGUAUCGAGCCACAGAUGGCACUGUGGGCUCCUGGGAUGAUGGGGACUUCCUGGGGGAUGAGUCUCUUCAAGAGGAAGAGAAGGACAGCCAGGAAACAGACGGACUGCUGCCUGGUUCCCGUCCCAGUUCCCGGCCACCAGGAGAGAAGAGCUUCCGGAGCAAAGGCAGAGAGAAGACCAAGGGAGGCAGAGAUGGCGAGUACAAAGCCGGGAGGAGCGUGUUCUCCGCCAUGAAGCUCGGUAAGAGCCGGACCCACAAGGAGGAGCCCCAAAGACAAGACGAACCAGCAGUGCUGGAGAUGGAGGACCUGGACCAUCUGGCCAUUCGGCUAGGGGACAGGCUGGAUCCUGACUCUGUGUCUCUGGCCUCAGUCACAGCUCUCACUACCAAUGUCUCUAACAAGCGAUCUAAGCCAGACAUAAAGAUGGAGCCAAGUGCUGGGCGGCCCAUGGAUUACCAGGUCAGCAUCACGGUGAUUGAGGCUCGGCAGCUGGUGGGCUUGAACAUGGACCCCGUGGUGUGUGUGGAGGUGGGCGAUGACAAGAAGUACACAUCCAUGAAGGAGUCCACUAACUGCCCCUAUUACAAUGAGUACUUCGUGUUCGAUUUCCAUGUCUCUCCUGAUGUUAUGUUCGACAAAAUCAUCAAGAUCUCGGUGAUUCACUCCAAGAACCUGCUCCGCAGCGGCACCCUGGUGGGCUCCUUCAAAAUGGAUGUGGGGACCGUGUACUCCCAGCCAGAGCACCAGUUCCAUCACAAGUGGGCCAUCCUGUCAGACCCUGAUGACAUCUCUGCGGGGCUAAAGGGCUAUGUGAAGUGCGACGUCGCCGUCGUGGGCAAGGGGGACAACAUCAAGACGCCCCACAAGGCCAAUGAGACAGAUGAGGAUGACAUUGAAGGAAAUAUUCUGGGCCCUUCCGGGAUCCCACCAGCAAGCAGGUGGGCCCGGUUCUAUGUGAAAAUUUACCGAGCAGAGGGGCUGCCUCGUAUGAACACAAGCCUCAUGGCCAACGUGAAGAAGGCUUUCAUUGGUGAAAACAAGGACCUUGUGGACCCCUACGUGCAAGUCUUCUUUGCUGGCCAGAAGGGCAAGACUUCAGUGCAGAAGAGCAGCUACGAGCCACUGUGGAAUGAGCAGGUCGUCUUCACAGACCUCUUCCCUCCUCUCUGCAAACGCAUGAAGGUACAGAUCCGAGACUCAGACAAGGUCAAUGAUGUGGCCAUCGGCACCCACUUCAUAGACCUGCGCAAGAUUUCCAAUGAUGGAGACAAAGGCUUCCUGCCCACACUGGGCCCUGCCUGGGUGAACAUGUAUGGCUCCACACGCAACUACACGCUGCUGGACGAGCACCAGGACUUGAAUGAGGGCCUGGGCGAGGGUGUGUCUUUCCGUGCCCGUCUCCUGCUAGGCCUGGCAGUGGAGAUCCUGGACACCUCCAACCCUGAGCUCACCAGCUCCACAGAGGUACAAUUGGAGCAGGCCACACCCAUCUCAGAGAGCUGCACUGGGAAAAUGGACGAGUUCUUUCUCUUUGGAGCCUUCCUGGAGGCUUCAAUGAUCGACCGGAAAAAUGGAGACAAGCCAAUCACCUUUGAGGUCACCAUAGGCAACUAUGGGAACGAAGUGGAUGGACUGUCACGACCCCAAUGGUCACGGCCACGGAAGGAGCCCGGGGAUGAGGAGGAAGUAGACUUGAUUCAGAACUCCAGUGAUGAUGAGGGUAGUGACAAUGGGGACCUGGCCUCAGUCUCUUCCACACCACCCAUGCGGCCCCAGGUCACUGACAGGAACUACUUCCAUCUGCCCUACCUGGAGCGCAAGCCCUGCAUCUACAUCAAGAGCUGGUGGCCAGACCAGCGUCGUCGCCUCUACAACGCCAAUGUCAUGGACCACAUUGCUGACAAGCUGGAGGAAGGCCUGAAUGACGUGCAGGAGAUGAUCAAGACAGAGAAGUCCUACCCGGAGCGUCGCCUGCGGGGUGUCCUGGAGGAGCUCAGCUGUGGCUGCUACCGUUUCCUCUCCCUCGCGGACAAGGACCAGAGCCACUCCUCCCGUACCAGGCUUGACCGGGAGCGCCUCAAGUCCUGCAUGAGGGAGCUGGAGAACAUGGGACACCAGGCACGGACCCUGCGGGCCCAGGUGAAGCGGCACACGGUGCGGGACAAGCUGAGGCUGUGCCAGAACUUCCUGCAGAAGCUGCGCUUCCUGGCAGAUGAGCCUCAGCAUAGCAUCCCCGACGUCUUCAUCUGGAUGAUGAGCAACAACAAGCGCAUCGCCUACUCGCGGGUGCCCUCCAAGGACCUGCUCUUCUCCAUCGUGGAGGAGGAGAUGGGCAAGGACUGCGCCAAGGUCAAGACGCUCUUCCUGAAGCUGCCGGGAAAGCGAGGCUUUGGCUCAGCCGGCUGGACGGUGCAGGCUAAGCUGGAGCUAUAUCUGUGGCUGGGCCUCAGCAAGCAGCGCAAGGAAUUCCUGUGUGGCCUGCCUUGUGGCUUCGAGGAGGUCAAGGCGGCCCAGGGCCUGGGCCUGCACUCCUUCCCCCCAAUCAGCCUGGUCUACACCAAGAAGCAGGCCUUCCAGCUUCGAGCCCACAUGUACCAGGCCCGCAGCCUGUUUGCCGCUGACAGCAGUGGGCUGUCCGACCCCUUCGCCCGUGUCUUCUUCAUCAACCAGAGUCAGUGCACAGAGGUGCUAAAUGAAACCCUGUGUCCCACCUGGGACCAGAUGCUGGUGUUCGACAACCUGGAGCUGUAUGGUGAAGCUCACGAGUUGCGGGAUGACCCCCCCAUCAUUGUCAUAGAAAUCUAUGACCAGGAUACCAUGGGCAAAGCCGACUUCAUGGGCCGCACCUUUGCCAAGCCUGUGGUGAAGAUGGCAGACGAGGCGUACUGCCCUCCACGCUUCCCGCCCCAGCUCGAGUACUACCAGAUCUACCGCGGCAACGCCACGGCGGGAGACCUGCUGGCCGCCUUCGAGCUGCUACAGAUUGGGCCAGCAGGGAAGGCUGACCUACCACCCAUCGAUGGCCCAGUGGAUGUGGACCGAGGGCCCAUCAUGCCUGUGCCUGUGGGCAUCCGGCCCGUGCUCAGCAAGUACCGUGUGGAGGUACUAUUCUGGGGUCUGCGGGAUCUGAAGCGAGUGAACUUGGCUCAGGUGGACCGGCCACGGGUAGACAUCGAGUGUGCAGGAAAGGGGGUACAGUCGUCCCUGAUCCACAAUUACAAGAAAAACCCGAACUUCAACACCCUGGUCAAGUGGUUUGAAGUGGACCUCCCAGAGAAUGAGCUCCUGCACCCACCCUUGAACAUCCGUGUGGUGGACUGCCGGGCCUUCGGCCGCUACACCCUGGUGGGCUCCCAUGCCGUCAGCUCCCUGCGUCGUUUCAUCUAUCGGCCCCCAGACCGCUCAGCCCCCAGCUGGAACACCACAGGGGAGGUCGUGGUGAACAUGGAGCCCGAGGUGCCCAUCAAGAAACUGGAGACCAUGGUGAAGCUGGACGCGACUUCUGAUGCUGUUGUCAAGGUGGAUGUGGCUGAGGAGGAGAAGGAGAAAAAGAAGAAGAAGAAGAAGGGCACCACAGAAGAGCCAGAGGAGGAGGAGCCGGAUGAGGCCAUGCUGGACUGGUGGUCCAAGUAUUUUGCCUCCAUUGACACCAUGAAGGAGCAACUUCGACAACAAGAGGCCUCAGGAAUUGACCUGGAAGAGAAGGAAGAGGUGGAAAACAGUGAAGGCCUGAAGGGGCCGAUGAAGGGCAAGGAGAAGACAAAGGCGGCCAAGGAAGAAAAGAAGAAGAAGAACCAGAGCCCUGGUCCUGGUCAGGGGUCUGAGGUCCCAGAGAAAAAGAAACCCAAGAUUGAUGAGCUUAAGGUGUACCCCAAGGAGCUAGAGUCUGAGUUCGACAACUUUGAGGACUGGCUUCACACUUUCAACCUGCUGCGGGGCAAGACUGGGGAUGAUGAGGAUGGCUCUACCGAGGAGGAGCGCAUCGUGGGCCGGUUCAAGGGAUCCCUCUGCGUGUACAAAGUACCACUCCCAGAGGAUGUAUCCCGGGAAGCUGGCUACGACCCCACCUGUGGCAUGUUCCAGGGCAUCCCAAGCAAUGACCCCAUCAACGUGCUGGUCCGAGUCUAUGUGGUCCGGGCCACGGACCUGCACCCCGCAGACAUCAACGGCAAAGCCGACCCCUACAUCGCCAUCCGGCUAGGCAAGACUGACAUCCGCGACAAGGAGAACUACAUCUCCAAGCAGCUCAACCCUGUGUUUGGAAAGUCAUUUGACAUCGAAGCCUCCUUCCCCAUGGAAUCCAUGCUGACAGUGGCAGUGUAUGACUGGGACCUGGUAGGUACAGAUGACCUCAUUGGGGAAACCAAGAUUGACCUAGAGAACCGCUUCUACAGCAAGCACCGAGCCACUUGUGGCAUCACCCAGACCUACUCCAUACAUGGCUACAAUAUCUGGCGAGACCCCAUGAAGCCCAGCCAGAUCCUGACCCGCCUCUGCAAAGACGGCAAAGUGGACGGCCCUCACUUUGGGCCCCCUGGGAGAGUGAAGGUGGCCAACCGUGUCUUCACUGGGCCUUCUGAGAUCGAGGAUGAGAAUGGUCAGAGAAAGCCCACAGACGAGCACGUGGCAUUGUGCGCCCUGAGGCACUGGGAGGACAUCCCCCGUGUGGGCUGUCGACUGGUGCCAGAACAUGUGGAGACAAGGCCACUGCUCAACCCUGACAAGCCAGGCAUCGAGCAGGGCCGCCUGGAGCUGUGGGUGGACAUGUUCCCCAUGGACAUGCCAGCCCCUGGGACACCUCUGGACAUCUCUCCCCGGAAACCCAAGAAGUAUGAGCUGCGGGUCAUAGUGUGGAACACAGAUGAGGUGGUCCUGGAGGAUGAUGAUUUCUUCACUGGGGAGAAGUCCAGUGACAUUUUUGUGCGGGGGUGGCUGAAGGGCCAGCAGGAGGACAAGCAAGACACAGAUGUCCACUACCAUUCCCUUACUGGUGAGGGCAACUUCAACUGGCGCUACCUGUUCCCCUUUGACUACCUGGCAGCGGAGGAAAAGAUCGUCAUCUCCAAGAAGGAGUCCAUGUUCUCCUGGGAUGAGACUGAAUACAAGAUCCCCGCGCGGCUCACUCUGCAGAUCUGGGAUGCUGACCACUUCUCUGCUGAUGACUUCCUGGGGGCCAUCGAGCUGGACCUGAACCGGUUCCCACGGGGUGCAAAGACAGCCAAGCAGUGCACCAUGGAGAUGGCCACCGGGGAGGUGGACGUGCCUCUGGUUUCCAUCUUCAAGCAGAAGCGUGUCAAAGGCUGGUGGCCCCUCCUGGCUCGCAAUGAGAAUGACGAGUUUGAGCUCACGGGCAAGGUGGAGGCUGAGUUGCAUUUACUGACAGCAGAGGAGGCAGAGAAGAAUCCAGUGGGCCUGGCCCGCAAUGAACCUGACCCCCUGGAGAAACCCAACCGGCCCGACACAGCCUUCGUCUGGUUCCUCAACCCCCUGAAGUCCAUCAAGUACCUGAUCUGCACCCGGUACAAGUGGCUCAUCAUCAAGAUCGUGCUGGCGCUGCUGGGGCUGCUCAUGCUGGCCCUCUUCCUCUACAGCAUGCCCGGCUACAUGGUCAAGAAGCUCCUGGGUGCGUGAGGGCCACCACCUCCUGCCGGCUUCACUCCCCA